CUAGCAUUGCUACACUCAUCUCUGCACGAAUGGAAAACCUUCGUUUCGAACCGUGUCAGUGAGAUUUUGCGCCGCGUACCGCUGGCGCCACAUCCCGUCGGCCGAUAAUUCCGCCGACGCUGCGUCUCGUGGCCUGUUGCCCGCCGCGCUCGUACAGCAUGACUUAUGGUACCACGGACCCUCGUGGCUACAUCUUGGUCAGAACUCCUGGCCGAUUCAAACUCCCGUAAGAGACACGUGCGAAGAAAAACGCAAUGUAUCGGUGUGCUCCAGCGCGUCAACGGCACCGCCUAUACAAGAUGUUGAUUUCAUUACGCGAUUUUCGAAAAUUUGUUCGCGUCAAUGCACUAAUCUUUCGGUUUUUCAACAAUUAAUUUUACCUAAAAAACACCCUCUAACUAAUCUUAUUAUUGACGAUGCACACUUAUGUAAUUUACAUGCCGGACCGCGGUCCGUUCGCUACGCGCUUUUACAACGCUAUUGGAUUUGUUAAGCCGUAACAUCGUCCGGCAGCGCAUACAUCGCUGUGUGCAGUGCUUCCGCGCUCGCCCGACGCACAAUCAACCGCGCAUGGGACCGCUCCCUGCAGUGCGUGUUCGCCCCGCGCCACCGUUUGUAAAGAUCGCGGUAGAUUUUUCUGGUCCAUUUUACGUGCACACCAAUAAAGUGCAUAAUGCAAAAAUAAUAAAAUGUUACGUGUCACACGAGUUGUAACUAUUAAAAUGGGAAAUUCCCUUUAUAAACGACCCGAGGUUAAAAUAUGUCCUCUUGCCUUGGAGUAGUUGAAAUCAUUAGGAAUUUAUUAGUUGAUUAAGAUUUUAAGCUUUACGUCCUUUCGAUAUUAGUUUUAACUUUUGAAUAUUAAAAGCAACCACGUGCUUUUAACGUGAGCGGCAUGUUCCGUCCCGUAACAGUUUGUUCUAAAAUACAUAUUUAUAUUAUUAUUACUUUUUAUUGUGAAUAAUUUCUUUUCUUAUUUUUUGUUCUCUGAGUACGUAACGCGACACAAUUUGGUUUAUAUGUAUUAUUCAUUUCUUGUUUUUCUUGUACUGGGUCUGCGACAUAUUGUGUGUAUCGGAAUGCACCAUUUCCGUGGGAAAUGGUUCUUCGGCGCGACACUAGCGCCACCGCCUGCUGUUAGUGCGGCAAAACAACAGAAACAGAAUUUGUCACGCGAAGCCGAUGUCGCCGCGUCGGCAUGCACAUAAAAUUUAAACAGUGUGUAAAGUCUCCCCUUUCAUAUAAAAAACUGGAAGAUAGUGACAGUGACCUAUGACUUUCUACAUGUGAAGGAUAGAUGAACUGAUUCUGACGGCAAUACUCAUCCUCGACCAGGACCUUCGGACGUGGAUGCGGGACGAUUCACGCGCUGCGGAGGUGUCGGGUCCACGGACGGCACGAUGAGGAGCGGUUCGUGAGGUGCGGCGCGCAGUGGAAGCAUGGCAGCGGCGUGGUGGGUGUGCGUGUGGGCGGGCGGGCUCUGGGCUGCGGCCGGGUGGCGCGGCGCCGCGGGCGGCUGCGGCGUGGCGGAGUUCGCUUGCCGCGCCGGUCCCUGCGUCCGACUGGACGCGUAUUGCGACGGCGAGCCGCAGUGCGCGGACGGCAGCGACGAGCCACCGCACUGUACACCCUGCAACCGCACCUACUACGGUCGCGCCGGCGUCGCGUACUCGCUGGCCGUCCGAGGGCCCCCGCGCGCUCCCUUCCUGUGCCACCUCACGUUCACGGCGGGCGGCGGAGCACACGGCGACCUCGUGCAGCUGGCUUUCGACGAAUUCCGCGUCGGGCGCUACGAGCCCGCCGCGCUGGACGGCUGCCCCGACGGCUACAUGCAGGUGUCGGAGCUCGGCCGCCCCUUCACCGGCGGUUCGUGGUGCGGCGAGGCGGACGGCGCCGCCCUCUACUACAGCGAGACGGCGACGGUCACCGUCUCGGUCAAGUUGUUCCGGGUGCGGCUCGGCGAGGCGUUCGGCUUUCGGUUGCGGUACAAGUUCCUGGCGCAGCGCGAGGCGGUGGUUCGGUUCGGUGCUCUGGAAGCUCCACUGGAGCGCGGUGCCGUAUCUCCAGGAACGUACUGCACGCGCACCUACGAGGAGUGUCACCGCAAGGCGUGCCGACUACAAAGUCCUAACUAUCCUGGCAUGUACCCCAGAAACGUUACCUGCUACUGGAGCCUCCGACAAAAAGACAUCCCAACGUGCAAACACGCGAUGAUUUCUGUUCGACAGGAGUACUCCCACAAAAUGCAAAUCAAACGGUCGAUAUCGAUGGCGAGUCUCAACAAGACCGGCCGAGCGGUGAGGGCGUGGCGUGAAUGUACCGGGGAGCGGGACAGACUCAUCUUCUACGACGGCGCUACUACGGACGACCCCGUGCUGGUGGAGUACUGCGGCGGGGACUGGUUGCCGCGUGUCACCUCGCGGGGUCCAGAGAUGCUGGUCGCUUUCCACUCGUCCCCGUUCAGCGCUCCACUGCGACCCGCCGCCCCGGCCGCCCCACUCAGAGGAUUCGAACUGGACGUAGACGUCGUAUUUGCCGAUUCUGAUUCACUCGACUACGCCAGGGAGUCCAGACGUUGUGAAUUUCACGUGAAAGCAUCCUCUUCGGAGGAAGAAACGAAUUCGACGGCAGGUCCGGGGGGGCGUGGCCGCCGAGGCCGACUGCGGGCCCCUGCACACACCCUGCCGCCGAACACCACGUGUACUUGGACUUUUCACGGGCGACCAGGUGAUCUCGUUUGGAUCUAUUUCUCGAGUUUCACGCAGUAUUCGCUGGUGGAGGCGCGACGCGUCGAGAGCAACGAGCGCGAAGAGGAGAGCAGCACGAGUGCGGUGGCGCUGCGCGCCGCGUGCGCCGUGGAGCUGCGCGUGUGGGACGGCGGCGGCGAGGGCGAGGCGGGCGCGCGCUCCCUGGGACACUACUGCGACGCGCCGCCCUCGCUGUGCGCGCGCGCCUCGCUCGCCAACGCCACCCGCGCCCCCCGCCCCUGCGCGCCGCCCGACGGCUACGUGUCCGCCGCCUCGCUGCUGGCGCUGGCGCUCACCUCACGCCCCGGCACGGCCACGCACCCGCUCACCUUCUCUCUCCACUAUGAGUUCGUGGACGCGCGUCUCGAGGGUCUCCCGCUGCCGGACGACGGGAGACGAGCCCGGCCCGCCCCGGAGGAAUGCGCGAGGAGGUUGACCGCGCCGGGAUCCUUUUCCUCUCCGCGGAACGCACUUUGGUUCGGGCGUGGUGGAGCGCGACGCUUGCGUUGCGUGUAUAGAUUCGACGGGGAGGGUUCUCGUGUGGUGCUCGACUUGCAGGCGGCCACGUUCGGUCGAGAGCCUCGAUGCGCGACGCGGCCUGAUCCGGUCACCGGUCGACCGAACUGCGUGCCGGACCAGAUAGAAUCCCAUGAUGGGGAAACCGAGGCGGAGGACGGAGGGCCCACUGAUUUCGACGGGGACGAGGAUGUGCCUUUGCGUGUUCCACAUCUGCGUAUAUUUGAAUCCCCGUGGCCCGGUUACAGAGUGCCGGUUGGGUGCAUAUGUGACAACAGCAGCGCGCCGCUCCGGUUUGACGCGAGCGGCGGCGCGCUGGAGCUGGAGCUGGUGGCGCGCUCGCUGCGGGCGGCCGAGGACCACCGCCACGUGCACUUCCAGGGCUCGUGGUCACGCGAGCAGCCGCGCCUCUGUGCGGCCAGGCGCCGCCUCGCUCCCCCCGGAACGCAUUUCCGGCUCGCCUUUCCUUAUAGCAAUAGGAUAUCCGAAUGCGGAGAGACUCCAUUCUUGAUGGAGGCGCGCGGGAACAGGUCGGUGUUCCUGCGCGUGUGGGGCGAGGAGAUGACGCCAUCCGCUCCGGGGACCGAACCUCCGCCCUGUGCAACCAGUAACCGAGUGUUCGUGUACGACGCGCACACCUCCAAGUUGGUGCGCGUGAUCUGUCCGGGCGGGUCGGGCGCGGCAGUGCAGGUGUUCACCGAGGAGUGGUGGGGUCGCGGCGGACGGUCGGCAGCGCUGCUGGUAGUGUGGGCGGCGCGCGAGGCUGGCAGCGCGCGGCUGGCCUGGAUGGAGGUAUGGCGCGCCGGACAGAACGCCAGCUCGUGUGCGCACGCGUGCGGACCGCUGGGCGCAUGCAUGCCGGGCGCACUCUGGUGCGACGGCGCGGAGGACUGCCCGGGUGGUGCGGACGAGCGGGGUGCGUGCGGGGCGGGAGCGCGGUUGCUAGCGGCGCUGGGCGCAAGCGGCGCGACGGGCGCGGCGGGUGCGGCAGGGGGCGCGCUGCUCUUGCUGGCAGCGCUGCUAGUGCGCCGACGACGACGCGCCGUAUCGGACAAGCGGCUGUUGGGUGCGCUGGCGGCAGGAAGACGCCUCACGGAGGAGCUGUUGUACGACGCGUCGCGAGCCUCGUCGACCGCAUCCUCCUGACGGCGCGAGCGCUCCGUCGAGUAUAUCCACGUGGACCGCGAGACCACGGUGUGACGGAGCGCCUUUUCCUCUCUCGCGUCGACUGCUCGUCGCGUUGUCGUCGGACUGUCUUGAGUCGGUCGGUGAUUGUGUGAUGUUCGCAUGAUAUUCGCGUGAAGUGCUCAGUGAAAUCGACUAGUGUAAUUUAUUUUCUUUUUAUUUCGUUUCGUUGUGAAUCGGAUCGCGCGAAAGGACGUCCUCCCGAUGACUCAGUGGCGCGGAGAUCACAGGUGGACUCGGUCGGCGCGGGGCCCUAUUCGUACGAUAUCGUAUCCUCCACUUUAUAUAUAUUUGGUUGUGUAAAUACACAGUAGUUAGCCAGUGCACGGCCCCGACCGUGGAAGCGUCCCCCGUGUCUCCUCGCCGUGAUGUCGUAUGUACAUAUGUAUGUGUGUGUACAUUUGAUUGUAUAUUAGUACCAUUGACGAUCUGUCCCGUCCCUUGUUCCAUUUCAGUUGAAUUCUACAAUAAACACCUAGUUCUAUGAACUGAUUAACACAUA
This is a messenger RNA of Bombyx mori (domestic silkworm), 4950 nucleotides long. RefSeq lists its product as uncharacterized. Gene Ontology annotation, molecular function: protein binding. Bases 1440 to 4409 code for a protein of 989 amino acids. The record is from RefSeq and is a predicted model, not a curated record. The transcript has 9 exons. Gene Ontology annotation, cellular component: plasma membrane. NCBI's taxonomy places the organism in Eukaryota, Metazoa, Arthropoda, Insecta, Lepidoptera, Bombycidae.